AUGCAGGGGUCGCAGGGCCCAACAGAGGUCUUGGGUUGCGGCCUGGGCCAGUCGGACGACUGUGAGCUGGGAGCCGAGGUCCUGGCGGCACUGCGCUUUGCCGCCUGGCCGGCUCCCCCGCCGCAGACCACCGAGCGGCGGCGGCUUCCCGCUCCUGCCAGCACCGCCUCCCACUCGCACACCAGCGGCUGUGAUGCAGCGACCGACAGUGACUGCGAGGGUGGUGAGCACCGCCCACGUAAGGUCCGCGUGGUGUCAGCUGGCAGCGCGCCUGGCGUGCUGACCCGUCGCACGUACACCUGGCGGGGCGUCACCAGCCGCCGCGCGGAGAAGCAGCAGCGGCAGCUGGAUGCCCAGCAGCAGCAGCAGCAGCAGCAGGCAUGCUCGCCGACCCACAGCAGCGGCAGUGCGGACACGACAUGCGAGCCAGCGACGCAGCAGCUGCCAGCGGCGGCCACCCUGCAACCGCGGCUGCAGCAUCCCGCAUGUUCGCCCGUCCCCAGCAGCGCCGCGGCUUCAGGCUUCGGCAACAAGGAGGGCCACCGCGCAUUUGCCGCGCUGACGACGUGGCUGCGCAUGAACCUCCACCAGCCCCGCACCGCCAAGAAGGCUGUGCAGUUUGUGGGGCGGCAGGACUCCGCCAGCGGGCGCUGGUCGUUUGUGCUCAACCCCGUGCUCAGCUGGGCCGACGUUUCGCCAGACACGCGCCAGCGCCUGCACCACCUGCCCGCCGAGGCUCUGCACGCCUUCUGCAGCAAGUACCCCCGCCGCCCUGCCGCCGACUGGCGCCUCAAGACUCAGCAGUACAAGCCCGCCGGCAGCAGCAGGACGCACCUGGUGCAGCUGGAGGACCUUGUGCUGGGGCUGCACGCCGUCUACCUGCAGCAUGAACACGGCGCCGAAGCAGCGGCGCUGCUGGGCGUGGGCUGCGCCAGCGUCGCUGCCAGCCUGGCGGCGCCCACAUCACCCACCGCGGAAGGCCCCGCCACCCCCGACCUUGCCAGCUGCGGCACCAGCACACUGAGGCUGGCCUGA
Messenger RNA from Chlorella variabilis, 1035 nucleotides. RefSeq names its product expressed protein. The record is from RefSeq and is a predicted model, not a curated record. The transcript has 4 exons. NCBI's taxonomy places the organism in Eukaryota, Viridiplantae, Chlorophyta, Trebouxiophyceae, Chlorellales, Chlorellaceae. The coding region runs from base 1 to 1035 and encodes 344 amino acids.